AUGCAAUUCACCACUGCCUUCUUCGCCCUCACGGCCGUCUUGGCCAGCCGCAUCGGGCUCACUGCUGCGCGCUCGCAUGGUCAUUGCGCUUGCCAGGCCGCUUCCGGCGGCGAGGUUGAUGCCGUCGUGACUGCCAUGGUUGUUCAGUACAACCCCAACAAGUGGGAACUUGCAUCUUCUCCUUCGACCCUGGAGCAGGGUGCUCACUUUGCUGGAACUUACGCUAUCGCCAAGAACAAUGGAAAGAUUGAUGGAGACGACUUUUUCAACCAGUGCAAGGAGUACGGUGCCGCCGACUCCACUUGCUUCUAA
This is a messenger RNA of Lasiodiplodia theobromae, 312 nucleotides long. RefSeq names its product DNA helicase ino80. The transcript is spliced from 4 exons. The record is from RefSeq and is a predicted model, not a curated record. The coding region runs from base 1 to 312 and encodes 103 amino acids. Lineage: Eukaryota; Fungi; Ascomycota; Dothideomycetes; Botryosphaeriales; Botryosphaeriaceae.